Molecule: messenger RNA, 2451 nt
Organism: Durio zibethinus
Lineage: Eukaryota; Viridiplantae; Streptophyta; Magnoliopsida; Malvales; Malvaceae
Source: RefSeq, a predicted model, not a curated record
AUGAUCUUUCUUGAUAAUGGCACAAAUUCUCAUGCAUUUGAAACUGCAUUUGGGUUCCAAGUAGACAAUGGAAUACCAAUUGAGAGCUGGUUUGAUGACCAUACAGAUCAAGAAUUGCUUUUACUACUUCCAUUUUUGGUGAGCUUGGUUGGAUUUGAAGAUGUCAGGCCAGUGAUUGCAAAGAGAUUCAAUCUUAGGGAGAAAAUAGCUGCGGCUGUGUAUCCUCCUUUACAUUUGAACAGGGGAGACCCCUUUGAAAGACCUGCUACUUUGCUCAUGGUUGUUGCACAACAAGUUAAAGAAGCAGAGAUCACCGAGCAGGACUCGCUUCUUCUGACGAGGAACUUGCUUCGUAUUGCUAUAUUCAAUAUUAGCUAUGUCAGAGGCCUUUUUCCCGAAAAGUAUUUCAACGAUAAAUCCAUUCCUGCUUUAGAGAUGAAGAUCAAGAAGCUAAUGCCGUUGGAUGCAGAGUCUCGUAGACUGAUUGAUUGGAUGGAGAAAGGUGUCUACGAUGCAUUACAGAAAAAAUACCUGAAAACACUAUUGUUCUGCAUAUGCGAAUCAACAGAUGGAGUAAUGAUUGAGGAAUACUCAUUUUCUUUUAGUUAUUCCAAUUCUGAUAGCCAAGAGGUUUCGAUGAAUAUUAAUCGCACUGGAAACAAGAAACAAGGGGGGACAUUCAAGUGCAACUCCGCCACUGAAGUUACUCCCAAUCAAAUGAGGAGUUCUGCUUGUAAAAUGGUCCGUACUCUCGUUCAGUUGAUGAGAACUCUGGAUAGGAUGCCUGAAGAGCGUACUAUAUUGAUGAAACUCUUCUACUAUGAUGAUGUGACGCCACUGGACUAUCAGCCUCCAUUCUUUAGAGGCUGCACGGAAGAGGAAGCUCAUAACCCGUGGACCAAAAAUCCUUUAAAGAUGGAGGUUGGAAAUGUCAACAGCAAGCACUUUGUGUUAGCUCUCAAGGUGAAAAGUGUACUUGAUCCUUGUGGGAAUGAAAAUGAUGACAUUCGAGAUGAUGAAGAAAGCCUAGGUGCUGACUCUGUUCAAAAAGAUGAAUCUUCUGACUCUGAUAGUGAGGUUAAUGAAUCACAGGAAGACCCAUUUAUUGUGUUACCAGUAGAUAAGCAACGACCAGAAGAAGAUAAUAGCAUGGAUGAUGAAGAUGAUACUCAAGAUCCCAUGGAAGAUGAAAAACAAUUGACAAGGGUGAAAGAUUGGAUCAAUAAUCAUCAUCUUGAUACUGUUGAACUUACUGAUGUUCUCUCAAAUUUCCCAGAUAUCUCAGUGGUUUUGACUGAAGAAAUAGUGGACAAACUAGUAAAGAAAGGCGUUUUAUCAAGCGCUGGAAAAGACAGCUACAUCAUAAACAAUCUGAAGAAGUCUGAAUAUGAGUUAACAAUUAAAGAAGAAAUGGAUGGUGAAGUCCAGAUUGUUCAGGGAUCUCCAAAGGUUGAUGAUCACAUGUAUUUGAAGGCUUUGUAUCAUGCUCUUCCAAUGAAAUAUGUGUCGGUUGCAAAGCUUCAGAACAAGCUGGACGGACACGCAAAUCAGACUGUUGUUCGAAGACUUAUAAAUAAGAUGAUUCGAGAUGGUUUUCUUGCAGCUAAAGGCAACCGUAGGCUAGGUAAGCGUGUCAUCCACUCCAUUCUGACUGAGAAAAAGCUACUGGAAAUCAAGAGAGCCUUAAACAAUGAUGCUAUGGUGAUGAAAUUUUGUUACUUGUCCUACAAUGCAUCUUCUGCAUAAUAUUUAAUUAUUCUCCAACUCUUCCUAAUGGAGCAGGAUGUGGAUGCCCAUGAACCACAUAACAAGACCAAUCAUCUGGAAUUUCCUACAACUGGAAGCAACAACAGGGAUACGUCUACAUGCGGUGUCCUCCGGUCCAUUGGUUCAGAUCUCACACGCAUGAGGGGCCGAUCUGACAUAAACCAAAAAGGUGCAAUCAGAAGUGAGCAGACUAUCUCAAAGACGUGGGAUAAUGGAAACACCCCCAUAAGCAGGACUGAGCCAAUAGCUUCAAGGGAGAGCUUUGUCCCAGGAUGUGAGACCAACAGAGUAAAUGGAAACUGCGAUGAGGUAGACAUUGUGGUGUGUAGUAGAACAUCCCAAGACAAGCGAGCCAGGAAAGCAAGCACGGUCAAGGAGCCUAUCCUACAGUACACGAAGCGCCAGAAAUCUCAAGCUGUUUGAAAGGAAUGGGGAAUGUAACGCCAAUGGGUGAACCAAACUCAAGAUUGGUUGGUGAAUUUCCUUUUCAAGUAAAUAAUAGACAAGUUACCGCUCCCAUUCUCUACCGAUGACUCUGGUAACCAAAGUGCAAAUAUCAACUGCUUUAUUUCAAUUUUUAUCUCCCAAAAUGAUGUAUUAGUAAAUGAGAAUUUACCAAUGCAGCCUUUCUAGUGCUAUGUUUUGUGAUUUGAUAGAUGGUAAAUAUUUUUUACCCAAAGGUGA